Molecule: messenger RNA, 1930 nt
Organism: Telopea speciosissima
Lineage: Eukaryota; Viridiplantae; Streptophyta; Magnoliopsida; Proteales; Proteaceae
Exons: 6
Coding region: 179-1930 (583 amino acids)
Biological process (GO): protein transport
Source: RefSeq, a predicted model, not a curated record
GCAGAGAGUUUCUGAUUCUUCAUUCUCUCCCUCUCUUUUGCUCUUCUUGUGGAGCUUCUUUAAUGACGGAAAUCGCUAUUACUUGAUCGGCAUUUAAGCCAGGAUCUUGGCUGUUGCGUCUGCUUAGGGAUUCGAUUGAUCAUUCUCUGAUCUUUAACGGUUUGAAGGCGGAACCAAGAUGUUGGAUGGAUUGCUCGGUCGAGGUUUCACCUCCAAAUGUAAAUCUUUGAUUAAGCUACUAAAAGAUCGAAUCGAUAUGAUCCGGAGAAAGCGGAAUGCAAUGCAGAAGUUUCUGAAGAAAGAUAUUGCGGAUUUACUUGCGAACGACCUCGGCGUUAAUGCUUAUGGCAGGGCUGAAGGACUUCUUGUUGAGAUGAACCUUUCGUCCUGUUAUGAUUUAGUGGAGCAAUCUUGUGAUUGUAUUUUGAAGCAGAUCUCAGUCAUGCAAAAGCAAAGGGAAUGUCCUGAGGAGUGCAGGGAAGCUGUGCCAUCUCUAAUUUUUGCUGCUGCAAGAUUUGCUGAUUUGCCAGAACUACGUGAUCUCAGGCAAUUAUUUGCUGAAAAAUAUGGGAAUUCCUUGGAGUCUUUUCUCAAUCGAGAGUUUGCUGACAAGAUGGCAGCAAAGCAUCAUACAAGGGAAAAGAAACUUCAGCUGAUGCAAGACAUUUCAAAAGAACUCUCUAUAAAGUGGGACUCCAAGGCUUUUGAAGAGAAGUUGUCUAACACCCCUGCAUCUAAGCAGGGAAUGACUAAAGAUAAGCACAAGCCGCAUGGCAACAGGGAUGAUGGUCUGUUGAGAAGAGAUCACCAGGAUUUUUCAUCUUGUCAAAGACAGGAAGUCAGUGAUGCUGGGUAUAAACCGAAAAGAGACAAUCUAGAUGGUUUGUUUCAUGGAAGAUUGGAGCAUAUAAAUGAUGUACGCGGACAAUGUAAUGCUGGGGAGGAUACUGUCCUUGAAAAUUACAAUGAAAACAUUUCUUCUCAUGCCAGAGUGGAAGUUACUCCCAGGUCUACAAGAAGACAGCAGGUGAAGACUAGUGUUAUUGAUGUUCCUGUUGCUGAUAGUAACCGGAAUGGUCCAAAGAAUCAUUCACACUUGACAAACAAAGUUACCGAGGAAAAGACAGAAAGUCUGAAGCCAUUCUGCAACAAUAUUGUUCCUCCUCCUUAUGUCAAACCAAGAGGCAGCAAGUAUGGAACCAAUUCAGAGACUCAGGGGACCAGUUCUGAUAAUAAUGAAGGCUCUAGUGAUCCUCCAUACAGCAACAGAGAUGUUAUGAGAAACAGGUCAGAUAGAACCAAGAAAAGAUUAGACCAUAUUGAUAAUGGGUCUCACAUGGUUGGACCUGCAAGGGUGAAUGGUCAUGGAGAUGAGACAGAUUGUAAUCAGGAUGAUCUGGUUGGAGAUGCAAAGUCAAGGCCAAGAUCAGUUAGGAGACACUUGAAACCACCACGAGGUAAUGACAACAUUGGCAAUUCUCAGCAGGAGGAAAGGAGAAAUCUGUACACUAGAAAAGAAGAUGCAAGGCGAGGCCCUCAAACCCUCUUUGAUGAUGACUAUGAUUCAAUGGAUGAAGAGGAUAAGAGGAUGGAUGAACUACUGUUAUACUACAGUAAGAAGAAGCCAUCAACCAAUGAACCUAGCAAUAAGAGGAGGGGAUUGAAAGCUCCUACAAAUGACACUGCAGCUGAUACUGGCCGAUCCCCAGGUCACAGAAGCAGAGAUAAGGCACAGAUAAACACAGGGUUGAGUAAUCCUCUAGCUCGAGCAGCUUCACUCCCACCAGAACCAACAACCCCAACUGAGGAACCAACUGGCCCUGCUCGUGCCAAUUCCUUUCAGCCCGAUGGACAAGCCGGGCAUGUCCAUCCUAAGCUGCCAGACUAUGAAAAUUUGGCAGCCCGGAUUGCAGCCUUUAGGACAAGGUAA